This is a messenger RNA of Penicillium antarcticum, 1266 nucleotides long. Its product is annotated as GTPase-activating protein GCS1. The record is from RefSeq and is a predicted model, not a curated record. The coding region runs from base 1 to 1266 and encodes 421 amino acids. Gene Ontology annotation, biological process: regulation of endocytosis; regulation of ARF protein signal transduction. The transcript has 4 exons. Lineage: Eukaryota; Fungi; Ascomycota; Eurotiomycetes; Eurotiales; Aspergillaceae. Gene Ontology annotation, cellular component: Golgi membrane. Gene Ontology annotation, molecular function: GTPase activator activity.
AUGUCUCGCAUGUGGGAGGUCGACCCAGAGACGAGGACAAAGCUCCUCCAAAUCUCCAAGACGAACGGCAACGACAGGUGCUGCGACUGCGGCGCCCCCUCGCCUCAAUGGGCCUCCCCAAAAUUCGGCACGUUUAUCUGCCUCAAUUGCGCCGGCAUACACCGCGGCCUGGGUGUGCACAUCUCCUUCGUCCGCUCAAUCACCAUGGACGCCUUUAAGAACGCCGAGAUCCAGCGCAUGGAACUGGGAGGCAACGAGCCCUGGAAGUCCUUCUACGACGCCCACCCCGUGCCCACUUCCGAAGGCCGCACCUUCGAAGACUCCACUAUCAAAGAGCGCUACGAGGGCGAUGCCGGCGAAGAGUGGAAAGAGCGUUUAUCGUGUAAGGUCGAAGGCCGCGAAUACGUCCAGGGCCAGGAGAAGAAGAAUAAUAACAACGGCAAUGCGAGUCGGUCUAACACGAGUACGCCUAUGAGUCUUGGUGGUGGGCGCGCUGGAUCACCCGCUGCGUCGUCUAUUCGGUCUGAUGGACGGGGUGGUGCUGGUGCGGGAGGAAAGAAAGAGCAGAAUGAAGCUUACUUCGCGAAGCUGGGUUCUGAUAAUGCGACCCGCUCGGAUAAUCUGCCUCCGUCGCAGGGUGGCAAGUUUACGGGCUUUGGUGGUGGUGGCCCUGUGCCGUCUGCUAGUGAGAAGCGGUCUUCGACGUUUGGGGGGUUUGGAGGAUGGGGUGGUGGCGGCGGUCAAUUCGAUGAUCUUCAGAAGGAUCCUAUGGGCACGCUCACUAAGGGUUUCGGGUGGUUUACUUCUACUGUUGGGAAGGGCGCUAAGCAGGUUAAUGAUUCUUAUCUGCAGCCUACGGCUAAACAGCUGGCUGAAUCCGACUUUGCGGCUCAGGCGCGUGUUCAUGCGUCGACCUUUGGUCAGAACCUGCAGACUGGAGUUCGCGGCGCGGCUGAUCAGUUCAACAAGUUUGUCGAGGGCGAUGAUGGACGAGGUGAAUACCAACGUACACGCAUGGAACCCGAACGCCGCGAUUUCUGGGAUGAUUUCUCGACUCUAGGCUCGCAGGAGCCGGCUGGCCAUCGUCGCAGUGGAUCACAGCGCUCUCAACGGUCUGAUGUUGUUGGCACUGCUGCUAUGCGGAAGGGUCCUACGACUUCGUCGUUGGCUAACUCGACGCCUGCCUCGGCUGGUGCUGAACAUGCGGAUGGUACUACAGCUGCAUCGACUGGCAAGGGAAAGGACGAGUGGAAUGAUAACUGGUAG